GUAAUUUCAGAAAGAGCAAAAAAGCCUAAUUUUCUUAAUUUGCCAGGUUCAGGUUCUCCUUUUAAUAGUUUUUGAGAAAAUUAUAUAUGAGUGCAACCUAGUAUCUCGUUUACUUGUUUAAAGGUUGUGGUCUAGAUAACAUUUCAGACUCUUUGGUUUUUGGGGAAAACUGUAUAAUGAAACUAAUACUGUUAGUUUUGUGUUUAGUGGAAUAUAUUUUUGUUGUUAACAGUGCGGCAAUACCUUCGUACAUCACACCAUGCCACAAAUCAGAUCCAAACUUCCGCAAAUGCUGCAUCGAAAAUGGCAACAAGGCUCUUCCACAUUUAAUGAACGGAGAUAAAUCUAUUAAAUUACCAGUUUUAUCUCCAUUUAAAUUGGACAAAGUAGAAGUUAAUUCCGGACCAAACCUGAAAAUUACUUUAACCGAUAUCUCUUUAUACGGCUUUGACACUUCUACUUUAAAAGAUCUCCUAUUUGAUUUUGACAAUAAAAUAAUUGAAAUUACCAUGCACAGUGAUAUGGUUCAGCUGAUUGGCACCUACGACAUUAAAGGUAAAAUCUUGGUUUUGCCCAUCACUGGAAAUGGCCCAGCCAAUAUUACCAUACAUGAUGGCAUAUUCAAAUAUAAAGUCAGUUAUAAAAUGGAAAAGAGAGGUGGUUUUGACUAUGUUAAACUGGAUCAGAAAAAUGACAAAUUGGACUUUACUAUUACCGAAGCCUACUUCCAAUUGGACAAUUUGUUUGAGGGCAAUAAAGCCAUGGGUGAUAACGUAAAUAAGUUUUUGAAUGCGAACCAACAAGAUGUACUUAAAGAGGUGGGAGGAGCGAUCUCAGGAACAGUUCGAGCCAUUGCUUACACUGUAGGAAAUGCUGUGCUUAGUAAUAUUCCCUAUGAUCAGUUAUUUUUAGACUAGAGUGUAUACACAUUGUGAUAAAUGUUGUAUUUUGUCAGAAUAUAAUAAAUACUUUUUUUAAUAA
Messenger RNA from Anthonomus grandis grandis, 981 nucleotides. RefSeq names its product protein takeout-like. Lineage: Eukaryota; Metazoa; Arthropoda; Insecta; Coleoptera; Curculionidae. The record is from RefSeq and is a predicted model, not a curated record. The coding region runs from base 177 to 917 and encodes 246 amino acids. The transcript is spliced from 5 exons.